UUGAGGACCUGCAUCAGCUAGCAUCUCUCUAACUGAGUUGUUUUUACCACAUUUGGUCGCUAUUCUUGCUUCUAUUGAGUUUCCAAUCAUCAGAUCGCAUAUCGAGUAUUUGCCUUUACUUUCUCUUAGUCAAAAUGAGGGGUCGCGGGCGCGGUAUGGGCCGUGGAGGCAUUCUAAGGAGAGGGCCGGCGAAAUUCAGUAACCCAUUUGUUCCACGUUUUCCCUUCGACCUGAUUCUCUGCGAGUCCGCCUUCCCCAGAGUCACCUCAGCACCAGAUGAAACAGCGCUCACUGAGGCCCUUCUGAAAAAGAGCACCGACCUCACGCCGGCAACUCAGGAGCAAACUGCGGUGCUGAAUUUGGUAACCAAACUUCAAGCAGUGGUAGACGCUAUCGUCGUGACCCCUGGAACUUUUGACGCUUGCCAACUAGCUGAGGUGCGGCAGGUCGGCUCAUUCAAGAAGGGCACUAUGAUGAUAGGAAAUCCAGUGGCGGACAUGGUGAUCAUACUUAAAACUCUCCCCACUAGGGAAUCGGUGGAAGCUCUUGCUACCAAAGUCCAUGAGGACCUGAAGGCUCAGGAACCAGAUGAAGUUCUGACGUGUGCAAUUAGCGAAUACGGCUUCGACAUUAGCAAUGGGGAAGUGACUGUGCGAGUCCUGAUAACUACAAUUCCACCAAAUCUGAGAAAAUUAAACCCUGAGCUGCACAUGGACCCUAAAAUUUUGUGCCGAAACUUGGCCGCUAUAAGACACAUACGUUGGUUCGAGGACAACGUGCACCAUUCAUCAGUAAAGGUUUUAAUCAGAGUUCUGAGAGACAUGCGGUCGCGUUUUGAGGGACUCUCUCCGCUCACUCCAUGGAUGAUCGAUCUCCUUGCUCACUACUCUGUCAUGUACAACCCUAGUCGGCAAGCGUUGCCCAUCAAUGUUGCAUUCCGAAGGGUACUGCAGUUGCUGGCAGGGGGACUCUUCUUACCUGGAUCAGCAGGAAUUCCUGACCCAUGUGAAGGAGGCACUGUUCGUGUACACACAGCUCUGACUCUUGAGCAGCAAGAUGUUUUGUGUCUCACUUGCCAGACGCUAAUGAGACUCUUACAGCACGGAGGCUACAAAGUCAUUCUCGGAUUAGAAAUCCCUAAGAAAGAUAUACUUAGCGAACCAACAGUUUGGAAUAAUAUCAACAUGGCGCCACUGGAAAUGUGCUACGAAAAACCGCCAGAGAAGAAAGAGGAGGACGAAUGCACAGAGGACAUGGAGGCAGACAACGCCUAUGAGGAGAUGGAAACAACAGAUCAAGCAUAGUUAUAAAAACUGAAAUCUUUGAAGUUAGCGAUAGAUGUGGCUCAGUGUGUGUUGCAAAUUUACAAUAUCUAAUUGGUAUUAGACACAAUCAUGAUUUGAUUAGUUGAAAUGUAACAAAAAAACUAUCAAGUAAUUUUCAAAUUUUUCCAUUUGAAUUAUCAAUUAUUUAAAAUUUCAUCAGCAGUGAUCGCCCUCAAAUAAAACUAAAAUGAGUAAGGAUGGUUCUUAAUCAUUACAAUCUAAAAUC
Cloeon dipterum is the source of this 1551-nucleotide messenger RNA. Its product is annotated as interleukin enhancer-binding factor 2. The transcript has 8 exons. Gene Ontology annotation, cellular component: catalytic step 2 spliceosome. The record is from RefSeq and is a predicted model, not a curated record. Gene Ontology annotation, molecular function: DNA binding; double-stranded RNA binding. The coding region runs from base 135 to 1304 and encodes 389 amino acids. Gene Ontology annotation, biological process: positive regulation of DNA-templated transcription. NCBI's taxonomy places the organism in Eukaryota, Metazoa, Arthropoda, Insecta, Ephemeroptera, Baetidae.